Messenger RNA from Oxyura jamaicensis (ruddy duck), 2741 nucleotides. It is a transcript of the gene RNF34, whose product is annotated as ring finger protein 34. The transcript has 6 exons. Gene Ontology annotation, molecular function: ubiquitin protein ligase activity. Gene Ontology annotation, cellular component: cytoplasm; plasma membrane. The record is from RefSeq and is a predicted model, not a curated record. Bases 59 to 1120 code for a protein of 353 amino acids. Gene Ontology annotation, biological process: negative regulation of extrinsic apoptotic signaling pathway via death domain receptors; protein K48-linked ubiquitination; proteasome-mediated ubiquitin-dependent protein catabolic process. NCBI's taxonomy places the organism in Eukaryota, Metazoa, Chordata, Aves, Anseriformes, Anatidae.
CAGGGCUGGGGGCGGCGCCCGGCUGAGGCGGCGGUGGAGGUGGCGGCGCGGGGCGGCCAUGAAGGCGGGAGCUACUUCCAUGUGGGCUUCCUGCUGUGGAUUGCUGAAUGAAGUCAUGGGUACUGGAGCUGUCCGUGGCCAACAGUCUGGCUUUGCGGGAGGCACUGGCCCCUUCAGGUUUGCAGCAAAUACAGACUUCUCAGCGUACCCCUCUCCAGCUGCAGCAGGUGCUAACAUAGUUUGCAAAGCCUGUGGACUUUCCUUUUCAGUUUUUAGGAAAAAACACGUGUGUUGUGACUGCAAGAAGGAUUUUUGCUCGGUUUGUUCAGUCUCACAAGAGAAUCUCAGAAGGUGUUCUACUUGUCACUUGCUGCAAGAAACAGCGUUUCAGCGACCUCAGUUAAUGCGACUCAAAGUAAAGGAUCUGCGUCAGUACCUUAUUCUCAGAAACAUACCCACAGACACGUGCAGAGAGAAAGAAGACUUGGUGGAUCUUGUGCUGUGCCAUCAUGGGUUAGGUCCUGAGGAGGAUACGGACGCUGGUAGCUUGCGCUCGUCACGGUCACAGACUUCUGGGUUUUUUACUCAUCCAUUUUCUAUGUCUGUAUCGGUGUCAUCGCAAGGAGAACUUGCAAACAGAAGGGGAAGCGCAGGAAAUGGAACACCUUUACGGGGACAAACUGAAACAUCUUCUAUAAAUAACGAAGAAGAAGAAAGUGCUGAGGAGCAGACUCCUGGGUUGUCCAGAAAACAAGCAAGGGCGUCUUUGUCUGAUAUUUCAAGUCUGGAAGACAUUGAAGGCUUGACUGUUCGGCAGUUGAAGGAAAUACUCGCAUGUAACUUUGUCAACUACUCAGGAUGCUGUGAGAAAUGGGAACUUGUGGAAAAAGUGAGCAGGCUAUACAGAGAGAGCGAGGAAAACCACAAGACGCAGGGUGAGAAGAUGCAGCUGAACGAUAACGAUGACAACCUGUGCCGGAUCUGCAUGGAUGCAGUGAUCGACUGCGUCCUGCUGGAGUGUGGCCACAUGGUCACGUGCACAAAGUGCGGCAAGAGAAUGAGCGAGUGCCCCAUCUGCCGACAGUACGUUGUGCGGGCUGUGCAUGUGUUCAAAUCGUAAAUGAAGACCAAAAGUGGAUGGUAUGGUCAUCCCACCAGGAUUUCUGGGGGCAGGAGUGCUGACCCUUGGGGUGUACAUCAGCUUUUUAGUUCUCAAAAUAACCACAGCAAUCUGAACAUCAGGAUACAGAAGUUUAUGAACCACUUUUCUACAGCAUACUGAGUCAUGGUUGGGCAGGACCAGCCGCUGCCUGUGUGUACAGUAAUAGAGCUGCCUGACUUACCUUCUAAACCCACAAACUGUCCGAGUCAAACUGUUUACAGCAGUUCUUGCUCUCUUCUGAAGAAUACCACCCUUAGUUAUCGCAUUCAGUACUCAGCAAGUGGUCGCAGAAAACAACUUUGCUUGACCAAAUUAAUGUUAGGUUGUCUAGUCUGUUAAAAGCAACAACUUUAUCAGUUGAAUAUUCAGCUCUUAUGUAAUUAAAUAUAGAAUGUAACUGUUCUGGCACUGUUCCUGCAACAGUGGUAACAGUAUAAAGACUGCAGAAAGCACUGCCAUUAACCGUACCUGCACAGAAGUCCUUAAGCAAUCUAUUUUCUGGUGAUUGCUUCGCUCAGAAUGUCUGACAUGACCAGCGUAUUGUCUUGGCCAUUCUUUGUAAGUGUGCAAAAAGCUGUCAUUAUGUAGGGUUCUAUCAUGUGGUGUCCAAAUACUAAGGUUUUUUUUUGUUUGUUUUUAGUUUAGGAAUAAAGUAUUUUUUUAAAAAGGGGGUAGAGUAAACCAUAUUCUCGUGGUUCUUAAUCCAUUCAUGCCUAUUGUAACUAUUCACUUACAGGUGAUGAUUGUAUUUCAUGUGCCGACAAGCUGAUACUACUGUGAAUACUAAUCAGGGUCAUGAAACUACUUGCUGCUAACAUGUGGAAUGUAUGGUAUUACUAACCUUAAACGGGAAGGGUUUUAUUAAGGAUGGGGGUAGGAAGCCUGAUGUUUAAAACCUCACACUCAUGGACUUUAACCAAGGCUGAGGCACCAUUAACCACGCUUCUGAUCAGCUGCUGCCUGACCUGCGUUGCUGUCAGCCCUUGGCCCAGGUUCUAGCAGGGCUCCGUGCCAUCGCGGUGGGGUAAGUGUGCUCUUGGAGCAAACAUUUAACGGUGCCUGUGGGAUAUCUGUGACAGCCUUCUUAGGGAAAAUAGCUGCAGAAAUCACUUGAAUUGUGGGGACAGGAUACCUAAGCAUGGCCAUGCUGGCACUUAACAGAGUAAGUUCAUGGUCCAAAAAGCUGAGGAAAGAACCUAAAGCCACAGUUUUGUCUUUAAAUUUCCCCCAUGCUAGCAAAGUAACGGAUACAAAGAUGUUUUGCCAUGGAUAUAGUAUCUGAUAAUUCUUACCUCUACUACCUUGCCUGUCAUUCUUGCUCUAGUCUUUUAUGUGGCUGGCUUGAAAAAGUGAAAGUAGCUCCUCAAAAUAUGCAGCUUAAAGACACUGCUGGUUAUUUUUCAGAAGGGAGCAAACCUCUCAAUGGCUUUAUUUUUUAGAAGGAACUUUUUAAUGAUACUUAAUUCCUGGAGUCUCUGUUCAAUGGGUAAGCUAAUAAAGACAGACUUACUAUAUAUGUUACUUCCAUGCUGAUCAUUAGCCACACAAGCUCAAUAAAGAUUUGUGAUGGGCUUUCUCA